AUGGACGAAAUCCUGCAUGACACAUGGAAAAUCAUGAGCAGCAUUCUCCAAGAGGCAGUUCACGCAGAGACCAUCACAGGUGUCAUGGUGGAUCGCGUGGCGCAGCUCAGUCACAAAGUGUUGAUGGACUUGGACAUCGUUGUGCAUCAGACGGAGCAGGCUGCUUAUUCCUCGAGCCACUCCUCUGAUGCCUAUCUUGUGGAGUUGGCAAGCCAGCAGGAGAUGCUCCUGUUCAAGAUGUCCGUCGAAGCAUCUUUGGUUCUCUAUGGCAUCCAGGUUCAUGAAAACUGGCUUGAGCUGAACGCUUCCCGAGCCACUUUCGCUGCCACGCACACGAUGCUUCUCCACGGCACCGAGGCCACGAACUCCACGCCGCAGCUCCCAAAGCAGAGGGACGUUUGCAUGCUCUCGCGCAUGCGCGAGGUCGGAGACGCCUUCGCCCAACUGGAGCAAUCCGCUCUCAACGUCGCCUUCGGAAACCGAUCGGAGUUGGAGGAGCUCGCAGCACUGAGCUCUGGGGCGCUGGUCAAGACCGAGUCUAUGGCGGAUGCACUUCUGCAUGGCUUCAGCUCAUGCGACAACAGCACGCAGCUGCUUCCAGUCGACCAGUGGCUGGCCCUUCACCAAUCGGCCGCUGCCGUGGCACAAUGGACUUUGCGGGCGACAUGCACGAGCCUCCUGCAAGACCACGGCCGAGGGGAAGCCAAUUUGGAGGCCCACAUCGCCAAGCUUGACGGCGCCUUCCAGCGGCUGCUCUUCGGUUCUUUUUCUCCUCGCGUCCCAGCGCCGCCUUCCCAGGUGCUCUUGGACGAUAUCUUUGCGACUGUGUCGCCAGCUAUGAGUUCUUUCAAGGAUGCCGUUGGGGCACAGGACAUGCUCAGACUGGUCGCAGCCGGGGACUCGCUGCGCCAGGGAGCCGAAGAGGCGCAAGCGAGGUAUCUGCGUGAAGCGCAGUUACAACAUCCAGCCUGGCCGGGGCCACGCGUGGAUGUGGUGACGAGGGCGAUGACGGAGGCCUCCACGGUUUUCCUGGCCGCCCUGAGGGAGGUGUCACAGCGCAGCGGUGCCGGAGAGCUCGAGGCCGCUGUGGCGAAGUUCGAGAGGCUCCACCGGCAGGCGAAGGAAGGCGGCGGUGGCUUGGAGCCAGUGCCGGUGGCAAGAAAGGACAUCUCGGAGCAGUGGGAUCGUGUGGACCAGGCUUGGGACGCCUUCCGCGACCAAGUGCUCAAUGCUGCAUCCGAGGACCUGUGGCGCGCGGAGGAGUCGCUGGAGGGCCUUCUGGCUGAGCUGUCCGCUUCAGUGUCCCUCUACAGCCAGGAGGACGAGGAGCAGGUUGCGGGUUUUCCAUACACGACGCCCGGGGAAAAUUGUACUUUUUGGUGUUAUGCGGUUAGGGUUUAG
This is a messenger RNA of Symbiodinium sp. CCMP2592, 1401 nucleotides long. NCBI's taxonomy places the organism in Eukaryota, Dinophyceae, Suessiales, Symbiodiniaceae. The record is from the annotation of a GenBank genome assembly.